Molecule: messenger RNA, 1935 nt
Organism: Lates calcarifer (barramundi perch)
Lineage: Eukaryota; Metazoa; Chordata; Actinopteri; Centropomidae
Product: A disintegrin and metalloproteinase with thrombospondin motifs 6
Exons: 7
Coding region: 871-1794 (307 amino acids)
Molecular function (GO): metallopeptidase activity
Source: RefSeq, a predicted model, not a curated record
CUCUGCAAUGUAGUGAGGAGGAGCAGCUCCAAGCCAACUAUAGCUGGUGUUUGCAUGCGCUUUUUUUUUUUUUUUUUUCUCUAGAGCAAGUCUGCUGUGGCGGUUUGUGAGGUGGCAGAACACCCUCUGCAACCUCAACUAACUUUUUAAGCCACUCAGAGACACCACCACCACCACCAGCAGCAGCAGCAGCAGCAGCAGCAGCAGCACCAACAAGAACACAAAGUCUAGAUUAUAAAGACGACUGAUAGGCUGGAAAUAGACCCUUCUGCUGCUGGAAGAAAUCCAAGGCUGACUUUUUUUUUUUUUUUGUGAGUGAGUGUGUGUGUGUGUAUGUGUGUGUGCGUGCGUGUGUGUGUGAGUGUGACAGUGUCUGAGAUACUGCUGCUGCUGCUCUGAAGGGGAGAAUCACACUGCAGUUUGUGAGGAUGGCAGAGUCAAAAAGGAGAUGAAAAGAGGAGAGCUGAGGAGGUUUGUGCGCGGAACUUCACAGUCUUUUGUCCUGAGCUCUCCCUGCACUGUUGGACCGGAGCUGACAAUGAAGAUGAGCGUGGAAUGCAGAUGGAUUGGUCAAGACAAGUUCCCAAUAUAGAGCUUCCUGUUUGGAGUUACACCUGAGAGACACUGUGUCUGAUGGAUUACGGUGUUUUCUAUGAGCUGCUGACAUGAAUUCAGAGGCCAGUGAGACGUGGAAGUGCUCGCCUUCAGGAGAAAUUUGAGACCCGGAUGAGCCCUCGAGCACAACGAGAACAUUUAAGUGAAGGAGACAAACCAUGGACUUGUUAUGGUGUGGCAUCGGACCGACCGUGCGCUUUUAACCCAUUUGUAGCACCCUCUACCCCCACCCCAUGUCACAUCUUUCCCUGAAUUAUGGAAAUUUUGUGGAAGACGCUCACUUGGACACUGAGCCUGGUGGUGAUGGCUGCUUCUGAAUUUCAAAGCGUCAACAGACUUUCACACAACUCUCAAGAGGAGUUCCUGUCCUACCUGCAGCACUACCAGUUGACUGUCCCGGUGCGGGUAGACGAAAACGGAGAGUUCCUGAGCUACACUGUGAAGCAACACCGGCCGGGCCGACGGAGACGGGGGGCCGUGGACCCCAUAAUGGGACCGGUGCCCUCGUUGGACCCGGACCCUCCAGAGUCCCGGCUGUUCUACAGACUGUCAGCCUACGGAAAGCACUUUCACUUAAACCUGACACUCAACCCCCACCUGGUGUCGAAACAUUUUACAGUGGAGUACUGGGGCAAAGAAGGGCUGGAGUGGCGUCAUAACAUGGUAGAUAACUGUCACUAUAUAGGAUUCCUGCGAAAUCAGCACAGCACGACCAGAGUGGCUCUCAGCAACUGCAAGGGCCUGCAUGGUGUUAUAACAACAGAGGAAGAACAGUAUUUAAUAGAGCCAUUAAAGAACAUAUCCUCCACCACCUCCAGUGAAUGGAACCUGGAAGAAGCACAGCAACAUGUUAUUUAUAAAAUGUCUGCCAUUCCCUCACCGCAAGAGCAUAGCCAGGAGUUCAGCUGUGGCAUUUCAGACCUCAUCAAAACCAGUGCACCUUGCCAGUUUAGCACACCUUACCCUGUCCAAACGUCCCCUGUUCCCCAAAAUGACAGCGAGCGGUUGAAUAGCACCCACAGACAGAGACGCUCUGUCAGCACUGAGCGCUUUGUGGAGACGCUAGUUGUCGCCGAUAAAAUGAUGGUCGGUUACCACGGACGCAAAGACAUUGAGCACUACAUCUUAUCUGUAAUGAAUAUUGUCAGGUUGCCAAACUUUACCGUGAUGCCAGUCUAGGAAAUGUUGUGAACAUUAUUGUAACCCGGCUGAUUGUUCUGACUGAAGAUCAGCCUAACCUGGAGAUUAACCAUCAUGCUGACAAGUCUCUGGACAGUUUCUGCAAAUGGCAGAAGUCCAUCUUGUCUCAUCACAGUGAUG